Didymodactylos carnosus is the source of this 612-nucleotide messenger RNA. The record is from the annotation of a GenBank genome assembly. NCBI's taxonomy places the organism in Eukaryota, Metazoa, Rotifera, Eurotatoria, Philodinida, Philodinidae.
AUGAAACAAAUUAAGGUGAAAAAUUUAGAUUUUCAACAACCACUACCCAGUAUAUUAUCUUAUCACAAUAAUAAUAUUCAUAAUCCUAAUCGAUUGAAAAAUUCUGUUCAUUGGAAAAAUUCAUUAGUCACUUAUCAUUCUUAUAUUGUUAAUGAAUCAUCGUCUUAUUUUCAAGAUCAUAAAUAUGAAUGGUAUUCAAGAUCUCAUCCAAAUUAUAAUAUAAAAACAUUUUGCACUAUUCCCAUUGUACCACGUAAUUCUACUACGCAACUACCAUAUACUGUUGAUACACUCUAUUGUUUUGAUAUUGAAAAAAAAUCACCCGUUACUGAACAACAAAAAUUGGAAAUAAAAGAUUAUUUUAAAUCAUCAUUAUUUGCAUGUUUAACAUGUUUUUGGAUGAUUGGUGGAGUGGUAUGUCUAAUUCAAUCAUUACAUAUAAAACGUUUAAAAAAUAUUUGUGUAGAAGAAGCAUUACAAAAAUCAUAUCGUUUACAUACAAAUUUAAUAUUAACAUAUAUUUUUGGUGGUGUGACAUAUUUUAUUUUACUUAUGACUAUAUUCAUCUCAUUUUUUGUCGGUAUUAAAGGUUAUUUUGGUAAAUCAAUUUAA